Ctenocephalides felis (cat flea) is the source of this 4021-nucleotide messenger RNA. Its product is annotated as sodium-dependent neutral amino acid transporter B(0)AT3-like. The transcript is spliced from 12 exons. The coding region runs from base 737 to 2899 and encodes 720 amino acids. Gene Ontology annotation, biological process: sodium ion transmembrane transport. Lineage: Eukaryota; Metazoa; Arthropoda; Insecta; Siphonaptera; Pulicidae. Gene Ontology annotation, cellular component: membrane. The record is from RefSeq and is a predicted model, not a curated record.
AAUAGUUUCAUCGUUUGGUCAAAUAGUCAUCAUAGGUGGAUUGUUUCAGUCGUUGCCGUUCGAAUGGUUUACUGAAUCGGGUGGUUGAAUCAUUGAACGUUCCGAUGGCAGUCUUCCGAUUCCGAAGUGUUCGGUGUCGUUGUCGUUGUCGUUGUCAGUCCUAGCGCCUGUGCCAACCGAACGCAGGAGAGCGCAGUGUUGUGUCUAUCGCAAAUGUAUAUAGUACGAUCCGCGCGUCAUCCGACAAGAAGUACAGAAAUCAAUAAAACUUACAUAACGUAGCCAAAUGUUAUAGUACGCGCCCAGAACACGGCAGAUAUUCAAUGGACGUGCUCGCACCAAUACGGCGAUAAUAUAACUUCCUAUUAAGCAAUUGUUAAUUCUAAUACCCGAUACGGUUUCAAUUAUUGACAGAUUCUAAUAAGAACUGUAUAAGAUUGAUAACAUAUAUAAAUGUGUAAUUCGUAUUUGUGAUUGUUAUUAUUUAAUGAAAUUAUUAAUUUUUGAUUCAGGUGACAUAAAAUUAAGUGCGUUUUAUCGUAUUGAGUGUAUCGUUAUUGUAAUAUUGUAAUAUUGUAUUGUCGAAUGUGGUGAAUCCAAUCCAAUCCAAUCCAAUCCAAUCGAAUAUUAUUCAAUCGUUCGAAUCAUUUUAUUGUUCAGUCUAUAUCUAUUCGAAGUGAAUGAUUUUGAAUUGCUGUUGUUCGUGUUUGAUAGUUUAUAAAUCGACGAAGAAAUAAUGCAACAGGAACGUUACAUACCGGGCGAUAUAACGUUGAAAAUCGAUGGUGGUUCGAAGGUGCAGGGUUCCGUGCACGAAUUGGCGCCGCUGAACACGCGUGCACGAGGCGACGGUUCGCAUGGGGUGACGAUCGUCCUUAGUCCCGUGCGAGGCGGUUCCGUCGGCGAAGUUCAAGAUCUGCCCGGCGGCGAUCCCGACCGAGCGGCAUGGAGUGGAAAAUUGCAAUUUUUUCUAUCCAUUAUCGGUUACUCGGUCGGCUUGGGCAACAUUUGGAGAUUUCCCUAUUUGUGUCAACAAAACGGAGGUGGUGCGUUUCUCAUACCCUUUAUGAUAAUGUUAAUAUUAGAGGGCAUUCCUCUAUUUUUAAUAGAACUGGGCAUAGGCCAGAAAAUGAGGCUGGGGUCUCUCGGAGUCUGGAAUACAAUACACCCCUGGUUGGGUGGAAUCGGCAUUGCCAGCUGUAUUGUUACAUUGUUCGUUGCAUUGUACUACAACGUUAUCAUAACAUGGUGCUUUUACUAUUUGUUUAAUAGUUUUCAGUCUCCAUUGCCGUGGUCGUCGUGUCCGCAAAUAAACGGCACGGACGUCGCGGAGUGCGCGCGAUCUUCGGAAACCGCGUACUUCUGGUACCGGACGACGCUGGACGCUGCGCCCUCCAUGGACGACAGCGGCGGCAUCAAGUGGUGGAUCGUUCUAUGCCUGCUGCUUUCAUGGACGGUGGUCUUCUUCAUCGUCAUGAAGGGUAUACAGAGCUCUGGAAAGGUGGUGUAUUUUACUUCAUUGUUUCCAUAUGUAGUGUUAACAAUUUUCUUCAUACGCGCAGUUACUCUAAAAGGAGCUAGUGCUGGUCUUAUACACAUGUAUACACCUAAGGUGGAAAAGUUGUUGGAUCCCACCGUGUGGCUGGAUGCUGCCACGCAAGUGUUCUAUUCGUUCGGCCUUGCUUUCGGUUCGCUGAUCGCCUUCGGCAGCUACAACACGCCGAAGAACAAUUGCGUGCGGGACGUCAUAUUGGUUUCCGUCUGCAACGCUCUGACGGCGAUCUACGCCAGCCUCGUCAUUUUCGCCAUCCUCGGUUUCAAAGCGAUGACGAAUGUCGACAGGUGUAUCGAUGUAAAUAAGGGCAUUCUUUUUGCCCAUGAUAUCCUCCCGUCUCGAAAUGUCAGUCAGGCCGAAUAUGAGGCGGGAAUGGCAAACGCACUGGCGCGAGGCAAUGAAACGAAGGCUUGGGACUUGGAAGAAUGCAGUCUCGCCACUCAACUGGACAAUGCUGCAGAAGGCACGGGCCUGGCGUUCAUAGUCUUUACUCAAGCAAUUGUCGAAUUACCCGGAGCGCCAUUCUGGGCUGUGAUUUUUUUCAUGAUGUUGUUAUCUUUGGGAUUAGGUUCACAAAUUGGUAUUUUAGAAGGAAUGCUUUGUACAAUUUUCGAUAUCGAAAUUUUCAAAAGGAUACGAAAACCUUAUGUAACAGGUGUGGUUUGCGUUUUCUGCUUUCUGGUCGGUUUAAUAUUUACGACCGGCGCAGGUGAAUAUUGGCUGAAAAUGUUCGAUUCUUUUGCGGGAACUAUUGGACUUGUCGUGGUGGCUUUGUUGGAAAUGAUUUCUGUCAUAUAUGUAUACGGCCAUGAGAAGUUUACAAAUGAUAUCUAUGAAAUGACAGGGUAUCGGCCUGGAAUGUAUUGGCAAAUCACUUGGCGAUAUAUUGGUCCGGUUAUAAUGACGGUCAUCUUGGUAUCGAGUAUAGUCUUUAUGAUUAUCGAAAAUCCAAAGUAUCAAGCAUGGAGCGCAGAACUGGGUGCGGUGGUACCGACUUCGUAUCCUGGCUGGGUGAUGUCGAUAGCUGUCUGCAUGAUAUGUGCUGGUGUCCUGCCGAUGCCGGUCGUCUUCUUCAUGCGACGUUGUCAAUGUCUCAAACUGGAUGUCGACAUCCAUCAAGGAUCGAUCAGGAGGAUCGAGACAACAGCCUCCACGAAGGAGAUGAUCGACGAAGAUGAUGAAGAGGACGAUGACGAGAAUGACUUUUCUCGGCCGCAGCCCGACGGCCCCGUCGGCCAGGACAGCGACGACGACGAGCCGCCUACGAUGCUGAACCGCAACUCGAUCGCGCGUCUCUCGCCCGCCGACGCGAAGCGCUUUCGCAUGGAAGUCAUGGAUUUCUGAAGAAGACUCGAACAACACCUUCGAGAUCCUCGCCGAGUUCAAUCAGUCUCAUUCUCGAGUCGAAUGUUGUUUAGUCAUUAUUGAGAAGUAUACCUUGAUAUUAUAUUUGUACAUGUAAUAUAUACGUGUAUAUAUAUACGUGUAUAUAUAUAUGUAUGUAUAUAUGUGUGUGUGCGUGUGAAUGUAUGUAUAGCCGGUAUGCAUAUAUAAAUAUGUGUAUACAUACACCUGGGCAUAUAUACAUGUUUUGCACAUGUAUAGGUAUGUGCAUGCGUGUAUGUUUGUAUAUAUGUAUGAUAAAUAUGUGUGUACGUAUAUUUACAUUGCAUAUACCUACAUAGUAAACGUGUGAAUGGUUUAAGUUUAAGUUUAAGUUUAGUAAGUUUAUGCAUGCGAAUGCGUUUGAGCCGAAUAAAAUAGUACCUCAUGUUCCGUGCAAAGCGCGCUUAACUUAGCAGAGUGGGAAAGGUAUGCGAAUAGAUGUAAAAUAGUACAAAGAAUUAAUUGUUUAUAUUGUAAUUAGUUAAUUAGUUAGUUAUUAUGACAAAUGUCUGAGAUAUUUUCGGUUAUAAUAUGGUGAUGUUCAAUAAAAGCACAAUUACAUGAUAUUCAUUGUUUACGACUGAUGUUGUGGCCGUCGAUGUCGAAAAAGCAAAAAUUAUGAUUUGCAUGUAAAAGCAAGAGAUAAUAUGAUAAUUGACGUAAUUUAUAUAGUGAUAGUUUUAUUUACUUGCACUUAGUCGCUAUUAAACGUUAUCGCUGAUUUUGUUCUCCGGUCUUUAUAGUCGAUUAGAUACUUGAUAAAUUCUCAUUAACAUCUCGUAUAUCUUUACCAUUUCCAACAUAGCGUAGGUAUUUAUUAACUAAUAAAGUUGUGAUAUGAUAAUAUAUGUAUUUUACCGCUAUUAUUUUAAUCUGGAAUAUUUAGUUGUUAAUGAUUUAGCGGUUUGUCGAUGACAUAAUAAAUGAAAACAUAGAUCUGAUUUAGGAAUUGCUUAGUAAUUAAAUAAAAUUUAGAUAACUAUCUGUGCACGCCGUCUUGUUUGAAAUUUAAUCCUUUGAAGAUUACACAGUCAAUAUACCAUGAAUACUUAACAAUUCCUAGAAACUGAAUAAAUUUAA